AUGAAAAAAAGAACUCUUUAGGAACUAUAUGAAGAAUAAGAAUAAAUUAAUUCAUCUUAUAUGGAUGUUAAUUCUCUUUAAAAAUAAUUAUACUUAGAAAACUAAAAGAGACUAUAGAAAGAAAAUGAAGAGAAAGAAGAGUAAUUAAAAAAUGAUGGAGAUGAAGUAAAAUAAGUAGAUGAAAAAAUUAAUCUGUGUUUUCCAGUUGGUAAAUUUUGUUUAAAUCAUUUAUCUUAAUAUCCUAAAGAAGAAAAGCAACCACAUAUACUAUCUUUCAUAAAUAUAAUACAAGAGAAUGCUUUUUAAGAUAGUAAGUGAAUGAUUAAUAAAAUUUAGUAUAAAAAGAAAAGCCUAAAAUUACAUUAGAAGCAGCUUUGAUGACUUGCUAUGGUUUUGAAGAUCAUUUGCUUAAACCUUUAGUUUUAUCAGGAGUCAAAUUAUUUAUUAUAAAUGAUAAUGAUAAUAAUGAUAAGAAACUUGAAAUUAUUGAAGAAUUUAAUGGCCAUCAAAAUUGGACAGUGAUUAAACCAUCAAAAUUAAGUUCUAUAACAUUUGGAGGAUCAUUUCAUCCUAAAAUUUGGAUAUUGAAAUUUCCUAAGUUUAUUAGAAUUGUUAUUGGAAGUUAAAAUUUGCAUGUUGGAGAUUGGACAGUUUGGUCAUAAGCAAUGUGGAUAUAAGAUUUUUAAAUUGGAAAUAGUGAAUUAGAUGAAAUAUCAAAAGAUUUUAAAGUAGGUUUAAAAGAAUUUUUAGAUAAUAUUCUUCCAAAUUCACAUAAGUUUGAAGAUCUACUUAAAAUUAAAUAUAAUGAUUAUGAUUUUCAAAACAUUAAUAUUAGGUUGAUAACAUCAAUUCCUGGAAGAUUUACAGGAAAUCAAAUGAAUAAAUAUGGGAUGAUGAGAAUAUAAUCUGUUAUUAAUUCAGAACUUAAAAGUAAUAAUAUAGAUAUUCCUAAAUAAGUAAGUAUUACAUACUAAACUACAAGUAUUGGACAAUUAGAUAUUAAUUAUAUAGAUUUUGUUUAACAAUGUUGUUCUGGAUAAUAAAUUAAAGUAACUUAAAAAUUAUAAUAAAAUAAUAAAUCUAUUGCUUAAAUGCUAUUUAAUUAAUAAGAAGAGGAGAAAUCUAUCUUAAAAUUAAUAUAUCCUACUUCUGAUUAUAUAUAGAAUUAAACUUCUGCAGGACCAGAAUAUGCAAAUCCUUUAUUUCUAAGAAAAUAAUAAUAUGAAAAUCCAAAAUUUCCAAAAAAUAUUUUCUACAGAUAUUAAGGUUCUAAUUAUUAUUAUUGGCAUGCUGGAAAUAUCCCACAUUUAAAGGUUAUGAUAAUAACUGGUUUAGAUGAGAAAAUAGAUGAUAAAGCAUCAAUUUAUAUUGGAAGUCAUAAUUUAAGUUAAGCUGCUUGGGGAAGAUUAGAGAAGAAUGCUACUUAAUUGUUUAUAUCAAAUACAGAAUUAGGUGUUUUAUAUCCCCCAAAAAAGGAUUCAGCUAAAUUAAAAUAAUCAAUUAUUGAAUAAAUGUCUUUUAAAUUCCCUCCAGAUAAAUAUGAAAAAACAGAUUAACCUUGGAUAAGCGAAGUUUACUAUGAAUAAUAAAUAUGA
Molecule: messenger RNA, 1595 nt
Organism: Paramecium pentaurelia
Lineage: Eukaryota; Ciliophora; Oligohymenophorea; Peniculida; Parameciidae
Source: the annotation of a GenBank genome assembly